GUACAGUGCAGGCGUUUGUUUCUUGGAGAUAACGGCGGAGCGGGUCUUUUUCUUCCCAAUGGAGGUAUCGUCAAACCUUCGAGCUUCGACUAACAUCGUAGGGGAAUGUUGGGCGUGAUAGAUUUGCUUCAAAAAGUAUAGAUUUUUUUUAAUCUCCCUUCUCCUUAAUGCUGGAGAAACAGCAGCAAGAGCUGUUUUUCAUAAGGGGCUCGCCUGUUGCAUAAAUUUUGCCGUGAGGAAGCUACUUUCAGACAGUUCAGAUUGUUCAUCGGUGUUACAGUCCUUUGCGUUCUCUCCGAAGAAAGUAAUUAUCAAGGUGGUGGUUGUUUCUGACAUUGGUUAUAUCUGAUGCUUCCGAGGUUCACAAAAACUUAUAAAUAUCAUAUCUUGAUUAUUCUUGUUCCUUCUAUCUGGUGAUUCCCACUUGAUAGAACUUUUCUAACUACCGUUGCUUUUGUGGUUGGGGGAAUGAGGGAUACGUUGUCAAUGCAAUGACUUACGGGGCUAAGGAUAACGGUUUGCCUAUUUCUCAAUUUUUGUGAUAGUUUCUUGUAGUUUGAUUAAUGAAUGAUAGAGUUCUUGUGUGUUUCAUGAUGAUACUUGGAAGGAGGAAAGUCUAUUUCGUGAAUAAAGGACUGUGGUCUUGUUUCUCUGGAUGUGGCUUGCAAUGUUGUAUUCUCUGACCUAUCAUUUGCUGAACAGUUGUUGGAAAUUUCUCAAAAUUCAUGAAAAGUUUGCUUUCUGAUGCUAAUAAUUGAUUGAAAGACGACAAUUUACGUUGUGGAGUUUGGCUAGUGUUUUCUUGCUUUGUGAGAGGAAGAGAAAAAAUGGACUUGUGGUUUGUUGCAGCAGCUGCGGGAGCUGGUUAUUUAUUUUGGAACAGAAAUUUAAAGAAUAGUGAUAGUUCAUGCCAAUCAUCUUCGGAGGAUCCCAAUUUUGAGAAUCUUGAGUCCCCAAGCCAGUCCUCUCACAGAGAAUUGCAGAGAGACAAGUUAAACAAAGACGUGUCUUCAGAACAAAAGGUUUCCAAAGAAAAACCUAGAGAAGGGAACUCAGUGCACGGUAUGUCGACAAUGGAAAUAACUUCUAACAAAAUGCUGCUUAGUGAAAGGACAAGACCUUUUGGGAUGCACGAUGACAGCAUUGCACUUUCAAUAUCAAACUUGCCACUGUCCUUGUCACCAAAUGAGAACUUGAAUGAUAUUGAAGAUGGGAAUGAGCAAAUCUAUGAUGUUGGUGGCAGUUAUGGUUUCAGGUUUCCUGACUCGUCAGCAGGAGAAGUGGGUUCUAACCAUCAUUCUGCUGGCAAUAAAACUUGUCUCAAGACUAAGCAUUUUUAUGGACACUUUGGUAGACCCUUGAAUUCCUUAGAAAGUUGCCUUAUGGCUCAGCUGUGCAAGGAACACUCAGAGAUGGAAGAAUAUGUCUUAAGCUCUCUUCCACCACCUCCUACACCUACAAGGUCAUUUCUUGUAAGUAAUGGAAGCCGAAUAAUCAGUGGAUCAAGUCAUAAAUCUUUCAGUACAUUGAUUGGAAAGAAGGAACAUAAGUGGAUUAAGGGAGCCCAUCAAGACCAUGAUGGUAGUAUACUUGGGUUUCCCUCGCUAACAAAAUUUGGAUCUUUAGAUGAUCAUAAGAAGCUGAAACAUAGGGCAGGAAAAUUGCGAAGUGAAAGAUUGAGCUCUUCUGACAGUGCUUUCAGUAGAAAAAACAUCCAUGCUCAAUUAGACGUGACAUUUCUCUUCAGUCUUGGGCUUUCUUUUGGGAUAGUAAUUUCCAUCAUGACAAAUAAAAGAGAAGCGGACAAAUUAAGAGAUUUGCUGAAGCAGACAGAAAACUUAGUUCAAGAUCUACAAGAAGAGCUUGAAAUGAAAGAUUCAAUGACAGUGAAGGAGUUGAGUAACGAGAAUUAUGGUUCACAGGAUAUUUGUGACCAUUCCUCCUAUAAUAGGGAGCCAAAUGGAUUUUCCUCUGAGAAACAUGUGGAUAACUCUCUGAGAGAUGACUGCAGAGGACUGUACCAUAAAAAGGAAGAAGAAAAUUCAGAACCUAUGAGCAAAAUUGAAGCUGAGCUUGAAGCUGAACUGGAGAGAUUGGGGUUGAACAUGAAUUCUAGCCUGGAGAGAAGGCUUUCUGAGCUUGUUGAGGUUGACCCAGACUUUGUUGCAGAUUUUGCUGGAGGUGAGUUGCGAACUGACAAGGUCCAGGGUAAAGCCUUUCCCCCACCAAAUCCGGAGGAGAGUACUAGUGAUGGUGUCACACCUCUCCCUGGAAACUAUGCCGUUUCGCCUCAUGAAUUGAGUCUACGAUUGCAUCAAGUUAUUGAAUCCAGGCUCGAAGAGCAUGUGAAGGAACUCGAAAUUGCCCUUCAAAAUAGCCAGAGGAAAUUACAGCUUAUGGAAUCAGAGCACAAACGAUGUUACCUGAGAAACUUCAGUAGCCAUGGGGAAGGAAAUCCAUUGACAUAUGAUGACUGUGACCCUUUGGCCCAGCCUCUAGUUAUGAAUUUAUCAGGUGAAGCACUUGAUGCCUACAAGGAAGCUUAUGAAGAAUUAAUAAAAACAGAUGAGUCAGAAGAGAAUUCACCAUCAACCACCCAUGACGACGAAGGAGUGUUUGGAAUUCAAUGGGGUGGAACAAACAGGUCUGUAACUUUCUUCCCAGGCAAUGGGGAGAGAUUUUUAGAACUCUCUUCUAGCGGGGUCAACAUGUUAGAAGGGCAAAGCCCUGAUGUUUAUGAAUUAAAAGCUGUUACAAGAGAUGAAAAUUAUGGUAGUGACAAUGAGAUGGAAAGGCAGGUGAUAAGACAAAUUGUUGACAGGACCAAGAGAGGAUCUCCUGCUUUUAAGAAUGUACAAAAAUUAUUGUAUUCUAUGGAUGGGGAUGAACGUUGAUAUUUGAUAUGAAUUACCGAUACAGCAGAGUUACCUGGAUUCA
This is a messenger RNA of Prosopis cineraria, 2937 nucleotides long. RefSeq lists its product as uncharacterized. Gene Ontology annotation, biological process: asymmetric cell division. NCBI's taxonomy places the organism in Eukaryota, Viridiplantae, Streptophyta, Magnoliopsida, Fabales, Fabaceae. The transcript is spliced from 3 exons. The coding region runs from base 828 to 2894 and encodes 688 amino acids. The record is from RefSeq and is a predicted model, not a curated record.